CAAGCUGGCUUUACUUUGGGUCAGCCAGAGUGAGUGCACAACUUAGAAGAACUGAGGGUCACAUAAAUUCGGUCUAAGGAUGGCCGCUGUUCAUCGCCUGGUUAUCGUCCGCCACGGGGAGAGCGCCUGGAACCAAGAAAACCGCUUCUGCGGCUGGUUCGAUGCAGACCUCAGCGAGAAGGGAGUGGAGGAGGCUACUAGAGGAGCCAAGGCCAUCAAAGAUGCAGGCAUGAAGUUUGAUAUCUGCUACACCUCUGUGCUAAAACGUGCCGUCAAGACCUUGUGGACCAUCAUGGAAGGCACAGACCAGAUGUGGCUGCCGGUGAUCCGUACAUGGCGUCUCAAUGAGCGCCACUAUGGAGGCCUCACUGGUCUUAACAAGGCAGAGACGGCCGCCAAGCACGGUGAGGAGCAAGUGAAGAUCUGGCGCCGUUCCUUUGACAUCCCACCUCCACCCAUGGACAAGGACCACCCUUACCACUCCAUCAUCAGUGAGUCCAGGCGAUACAAGAACCUGAAGCCCGGUGAGCUGCCUACAUGCGAGUCACUGAAGGACACCAUUGCUCGUGCCCUGCCUUUCUGGAACGAGGUCAUCGCACCUGAAAUCAAAGCCGGAAAAAAUGUUAUCAUUGCAGCCCAUGGCAACAGCUUGCGUGGAAUUGUCAAGCAUCUUGAAGGCAUGUCUGAUGCUGCCAUCAUGGAGCUCAACCUGCCAACGGGAAUUCCUAUCGUGUAUGAACUGGACGCAAACUUGAAACCUGUGAAGCCUAUGGCCUUCCUGGGUGAUGAGGAGACUGUGAGGAAGGCCAUGGAAGCUGUGGCUGCCCAAGGCAAAGUGAAGAAGUGAGCUCCUAAGUGGCAAACCAGAGACUGUCCUUACCUCCUAUCCAAACGUACAUCAAUCUUUGUAGUCCAUUCCAACUCGAAUACACUUGGGUCUUGAAAGCCUCGGGUUUGCGCAAGGAUGGCCUGUCAACUCAAAUUGACAAACAGGCCCACAGCAUACACAACGUCCAGCUCAACAUGUGCACAUCCCUCAGUUGUUUUAAGUUGUGGCUAAACCAACCUGCUGUGUCCCACCACCUUGACACCAACAAUAAAGAAACCAGGUUUU
Messenger RNA from Corythoichthys intestinalis (scribbled pipefish), 1114 nucleotides. RefSeq names its product phosphoglycerate mutase 2 (muscle) (gene pgam2). The transcript has 3 exons. NCBI's taxonomy places the organism in Eukaryota, Metazoa, Chordata, Actinopteri, Syngnathiformes, Syngnathidae. Gene Ontology annotation, biological process: glycolytic process. Bases 80 to 847 code for a protein of 255 amino acids. Gene Ontology annotation, molecular function: intramolecular phosphotransferase activity. The record is from RefSeq and is a predicted model, not a curated record.